This is a messenger RNA of Entamoeba dispar SAW760, 306 nucleotides long. RefSeq lists its product as uncharacterized. Bases 1 to 306 code for a protein of 101 amino acids. The record is from RefSeq and is a predicted model, not a curated record. The transcript is spliced from 2 exons. NCBI's taxonomy places the organism in Eukaryota, Evosea, Mastigamoebida, Endamoebidae.
AUGAUCAAAAAAUCACCAAACAAAACAUCUACAAUGACUACAUCUCCCAAAUUAAAAUGUAUUUUAGAAAAGCUUAUUAGAGAAUUAGCCGACGAAAUUAAUUACUUAUUAACAACCAAUAUAACCACUGAUGGUAAAAGCUUAUUGUAUUCUUUAGCAUACUGGGCAAAAAGAGUGAUGUUCAAUGAUGAAUAUAACUAUGAUACAACGGCUUAUGAUUAUUUAGGUUAUUUAUAUGAAGAUGUAAGAGUACUAUUAUUAAGAUUCUAUUAUUAUGAAGGUUAUGCUGAUCAUCUUAAUAAUUGA